CUUAGAAAUAGUAAGUGAUAGUCGUCUCAUCAACAGAGCAUUGGUCAGUCUAAAUUUAAACUCAGAAAUAUUAAGUUGCCUUCAUGAUCCUCGCACUCCUAGAACACCACACCUCAGGAAGAUCUUCGCAGGCCACUGGGUGAAGCACAGCGCCGCAGCGGAACCAUCACACUACCACCGCGGCCGUCAUGGGGGAGGCGUCGUGGCGAAGGUGGUGCUGGUGGAGGGAGUGUCUGGUGGUGGUGGUGGUGGUGGUGGUGGCGUCAGAGGCGGCAGGACAGCAGACGCCUUGUGAGGUGCUGGACAGCAGCCUGCAGUCCACCUUCCCGCUGCCCACCACCCUCACCCUGCGCCCCUCGGAGCCUCAGUGGCGGCUGGACUUUGCUGUGCAUGAGACACACGCGGCCUCCACAGCCUGUGUCCGCGUGGAACAGAAGUCUAAGGUUUCCAGCGUGCGGCUCAAGCUGUACAAGGGAACCUGCAGUAACGGCACGCUCCUCGCCUAUGGCUUCCUUCAUUACGUGACCUUGCUGCCCACCGCCUGGACUCUCCUGCAGGUGCAGGUCAAGGACAACUCGGUGGUGGUGGAGCCCUCAGGGGCCGCUGCUGUGGUGCUGCAGGACAGGGACGUGCCCCUGAGCUGUGACACCCUGCAGGUAAGUGCGGUGCAGGACGUGGAGGCGGCGGUGGGGUGCCGCGUGAGGUGUCCGCACUACAAGCACUCCUCGGGGCGCGGCGGGAACAAAGACGUCUUGACCACCCGGCGGGACAAUGCUCUGUUCUACUUCCGGCCCGGCGAGGACUCAGUGAGGCUGCAGCUCCAGGUGACGUGCACCACCACGCGGGGCGCCACCUUGUACCCGCACCUCGCCGACAUCACGCCGUCCCGCGCCGGCUGGCAACUGGUGGAGGUGCGGCACCACGGCGGCGUGGCGCAGGUCACCCUGGACAACGAGAUGGUGUGGAGCAGGGAGCUGCCGCCCCAGUGUGCCUUCCUGGGGCACACAGUGACCAUCGAGGGACAGGCCCUCUUCACCUCCUCCUGCAACCCUGUCACCGGCGACCCGGAGUGGGACGGGCCACACCAGUGGGCGUUGGAUUUUGACACCGCCAACUCCGGCACGGCUGAGUUAAUGGCGUGGGUGGCGACGGGCGUCAACAUCGUGGUGGUGGUGGUGGUGUGUCUUGUGGUGUAGUGCAGCGCGCCCGGGAACGACCACUGCAGAAAGGGAUCAAGGCUCACAUUGGUGGUGGAGACACCUCCUGUCCUGUGUGACGUGACGAGAGGCAGGGGCGCCUCACCACGCCACACUACCUGUCACCACAACCACCAUCACCACUAGGGAAGACUCCAAGAGGCUCCCACCACCAUCACCACCACCACCACCAUCACCUAUCUAUCUAUCUAUCCAUCCAUUGAUAGUAAUAAUGAUAAUAAUAAUAAUAAUAAUAAUAAUAAGUUUGGAUAAGGCCUUGAGGUGUCCAGUGAUUCCCUCCAAGAUGGUUUAGUGUGCAGUGUGGCCACCGUUUCAUGAACCCUCCACGUCACCGUUUCAUGAACCCUCCACAUCA
Molecule: messenger RNA, 1572 nt
Organism: Portunus trituberculatus (swimming crab)
Lineage: Eukaryota; Metazoa; Arthropoda; Malacostraca; Decapoda; Portunidae
Exons: 2
Coding region: 189-1196 (335 amino acids)
Source: RefSeq, a predicted model, not a curated record